AUGUAUGGGUUGCUGGAAAAGAUAAGGCUAUACUUAACAAGGAAACCAUUGCCUUCUUUGGAAGAAAGAAAGAAGUUUGACCAUGAGUUUGCCACAUCCACUUCAUUCCACGGGUUGCACCAUAUCGUCCAAACCCGGAGCAGGAUACGAAAGGUCCUGUGGAUGUUAGUGGUCCUGGGCUCUAUCACCAUUGUCGCUUGGCAAAUCUGGAAUCGAUUCACCAAUUAUUUCAGCUGGCCAACCACAACCUCAAUAGUAGUUCAGUAUGUGGAAAACAUUGAGUUCCCUGCUGUGACUUUUUGUAACUUGAACAGAUUCCAAGCCCAUGCAAUAGCCAACCUCAGUAUCGUUUUUUUCCUUUGGAGCAUUGUGGCUGGAGUUCUUCGUGCAUUUACUAUUGACAAGUUCUCUCAAGAGCUAACGGAUUUCCUUCAGGGACACCAAAACUUCAGCAUUAAAGAGUUUACAAGGAAUAAUGGCUUUUAUCUCAACAACAGCACUUUGCUAGAAUGUGAUUUUUUUGGGCAGCCAUGUUACCCGGAGGAUUUUGAACAUGUCUUUACUGAAUAUGGAAACUGCUUUACUUUUAAUCACAUGGAUCUUCCAGCAAGGAGAAGAGUGAGUCUUUCUGGAAGAGGCUUAAGUUUACUUUUUGAUAUCAAACAGGCACAAUUCACUGAUGACCCUACCUUUGGCUUUCUUGAUGCUGGUAUAAUUUAUGUUGUCCAUUCACCUAAAGAACCUCCACGUUUUGAUGGCUUAGGCUUAUCAACACCAGUAGGUAUGCAUGCACACGCUGCAAUCAGCCAGCAGAAGACAGUUAUCCAAGAAUACCCUUGGGGAGAGUGCAAUCCUAACAUCAAACUUCAGCACCACAAGAUCUAUAGCACCUAUGGAUGUCUGCAGGAAUGUAAGGCCAGGCACAUACAGGACAAGUGUGGCUGUUUGCCAUUUCUGCUUCCAGGAAACGGAACAGAAUGUGACCUACAAAAAUUCUACAAUUGUGUUUCUCCUGCACUCUAUAACGUAGAACUAAUGGGACUAUGUACGGUGGGAACCCACAAUUCCACUUGUCCUGUGCCUUGUGAAGAAACAGAUUAUCCCACCACUGUCACCUAUUCAAGUUUUGUGAAUGAAAAAGCCUUAAAAUUCCUUUCCACGAAGCUGAAGAGAAGUCCAGAGUAUGUCAGGGAGAAUCUUGUGUAUAUUGACAUUAAAUAUCAUAACCUGAACUACAAAAUGACUCGGCAGCAGAAGGCCCGGAGUGUAUCCGAAUUGCUUGCUGACAUUGGUGGCCAACUUGGUUUGUUUUGUGGAGCCAGUAUGAUUACAGUCAUAGAAAUUGUUGAGUAUGUUUUCACCAACUUCUGUUGGCUGUGCAUCUUUCUUCUACUGAAAGCUCCAGAAAUGCCCCAGUGGAAUAUUCCAGCCCAGAACGAGCAGACAGACAAGAAGGGAAUACAAGAAUGCUAAUGGCUUGUCAAGGCACAAAGCCUCACUGUCUCCUGUAACUUUCCCUCAUUUUUAAUAUAUUAAGAGAAAAUUGAUAUUUAACCUCAACUGGUUUUCCCCACUUAACAGCUAUAAAUAACGCAACAAUGGAAUUCUAAACAAUAAUCAUUGGAAAGACUCUGUUUCUUUCUCUUACGAUGAGAGAUGUAAUCUUUAUCUAACCCAAUAUAAUUUUUAGUUGCUGAGCAAAUGGUUUAUGCUGGCACAUAACACUACUGCAUGUAUGACGGAGUUGAAGACUCUUGCAGUUUGGGUAAGCUAAAUUAAUGGUCUCACAGAGAUAAUUUCAGCUCUUCAGGGUCACUCUCCACCACUCUCAAACAAAUCUUCCUAAUAAUUAUUAUUACAGAAGUGAUGAUGCACGGCUGAAGAAGAGGGUAUCCCCACUGACCACAGGAUUUUUUGCCGCAGUCCACCUGCAAUUAUGGUUAAAUGUCCCAUUAAAAAGUCUAUGGAAGUUUUGCCAUGAAACUAACUCAAUGGAAUUAGGA
Molecule: messenger RNA, 2003 nt
Organism: Chelonia mydas (Green sea turtle)
Lineage: Eukaryota; Metazoa; Chordata; Testudines; Cheloniidae
Gene: ASIC5
Product: acid sensing ion channel subunit family member 5
Exons: 10
Coding region: 1-1473 (490 amino acids)
Biological process (GO): sodium ion transmembrane transport
Cellular component (GO): membrane
Molecular function (GO): ligand-gated sodium channel activity
Source: RefSeq, a predicted model, not a curated record